CGUUUGCUAAACUGUCCGUAGUGAAACAAGAAGGUUUGUCUCAACUGCUAGUGUCGCCCAAACCUACCGUGAAACUAGCUUACUCUCAACGUAGAAGAAGUUUAUAAAUCCACAUUGCCUACUGGAGUUUAAAUCGGCAACGUUAGACGAACCGCCGUUGCCGAAGUUGUUUAUAGUGAGCACGCAGAAUUUCCAUUAUACGGUUGCCAGAAAUUGACGCUUUACGUCUUUGAACGAGGGUGCGACUCAGCUAGAACAAGCUGUUCUACUAAGAUUUAUCAAUGGACGCGGUUGUGCAGUUUACCAGCCAAAGUCAAGGAAGGGACCGUAUAUUCAGGGCAACUCAAUAUGCAUGUGCACUGUCGGUUUAUUUACUUCGGAACAACUCCGAAAGAAAGGACCUUGUGGCGAAACUCAAAAGUCUGGAAACCAACAUGAGCGCUGGAAGAAAACUGUUCAGGCUGGGGAACACAAUAAAUUCCAUUGAGGCUGCUAAGCGAACCAUGCAACUCUCUGACCGAGUGCUGUGCCUCUGCCUUACUGCGGCCAACGCCAACCGCGCCCUCUACUUUAUCUGUGACAAUGUACUUUGGGCCAGAAAUGUCGGUCUUAUCCGCGAUAUCGACAAGGAACGCUGGAGUCUGAAUGCCUCUCGAUGCUAUUUCCUCUCGCUAGUAACAAGUCUGACCAGAGAUGUUUAUGAAGUCAUCCAGUUAAUGGCACAGAAAGCAAGAGACAGACACUUUAAACAGAAAAUGGAGCUGCAUCUCAAUGAGAGUUCUGAAGUGGCCGAAGCAGUCAUCCCUCAGCUGGAUGCGUUUCUCUUUCUGCUGUUAGAGAGCCUGAGGUCGCAUCCUGCUGUUGCCUUGGACGUGCUUAAAAAUGUAUGUGAUCUCUUCAUUCCCCUUGAUAGGUUGGGUAUAUACCAAUCAAACGCAGGAGUGGUAGGAUUUUGUGGUUUGUUAUCUUCAGUGAUUGGGAUUGUAACCCUUGCACAGCCCAAGUUAAGACUCAGACCCUGAUAAGAAGGGUAGAGUUAAUCUUGCUGACUAACUGCAGAUAAAAGGAUUUAUCCUGACAGGAUGUAGUGUGUCUACCUGAAGCUGUAAUGGUGGACUAAAGUAGACCUGGUGCACAUUGAGAUUAGGGCACAUUUUGUAACAUUUAAAUCAGGCCAGCAACAACUGAUGGCAUGACUGGAUUUGAUUUUUUUUUAUCAUGGAUUCUUGAUUAACAAAAUGACUAAACAUUGAAUGGGGAACUGGUGAAGUUUAAAACAAUGGUAUGAAAGGAAUAAAAAUCAUGAUAAGAUGCUGCUAAAAGUUUUACCUCAAUGAUUCAAGUGAUAAAUUGCUUCUCGGCCAAACGUGCUUCCAGAGGGGGAAAAAGCAGCUGAGAGAUUUCAGGGGAUAGGAUUCUCUCACAGUAGACAUCUUGUCUUGUCAUUGUAGGAAAAGCACAGAAUUACCAAUAACACAAACAAUGGCUCUGUUCUAUCUGAGUGUGGCUGUGAGUUUGGCAGAAAGCCAACAUUCACAAUACAAUGACCCUGAAAUCAAACCAGCUACAUGGAAUUCAUCCAUAAUUAAUGUAUUGUUUUCUAUAUGUGUUUUCCUACUGCUGUGGUGACUAAUUUGUCUUCUGUGAAAAAGUAUUUUAUCUCACCUGUUAUGACUCGGACAGCAGAAUGAACGUCAGACUCAUGGCCUGUAUGUCAAUUUAAAAUGUAAAUUGAGUUAAGAAAUAUCAAUACAAUUGGUGUUAUAUUUGAAUGAGUAGAGACACUCUCGAUAAUGUGAUAAUAAUAUUCUUAAUAUAUUGUUUAGUACGCUUGUGUAUAUAUGUUAUUUAAAUCUUUGAUUAAAACAAGUGCGGAGGAUAAAGUAGAGACCUCCAACUCCCUCUAGAAAAUAACUAAUAUUAGACUUCAGUUCUAAAAGCUGCGAGUGAGAUUUACAAUGACAUGAAGUUUGUUUCAUUCCAGGGGACCUAAUGUUUUUACUGUCACACUUGAUUUCAAAGGUUAAUAAAUACUAUAAAAACAGCA
Trematomus bernacchii (emerald rockcod) is the source of this 2047-nucleotide messenger RNA. It is a transcript of the gene pex11a, whose product is annotated as peroxisomal biogenesis factor 11 alpha. The record is from RefSeq and is a predicted model, not a curated record. Gene Ontology annotation, biological process: peroxisome fission; regulation of peroxisome size. Gene Ontology annotation, cellular component: peroxisomal membrane. Bases 282 to 1022 code for a protein of 246 amino acids. The transcript is spliced from 3 exons. Lineage: Eukaryota; Metazoa; Chordata; Actinopteri; Perciformes; Nototheniidae.